Messenger RNA from Miscanthus lutarioriparius, 666 nucleotides. NCBI's taxonomy places the organism in Eukaryota, Viridiplantae, Streptophyta, Magnoliopsida, Poales, Poaceae. The record is from the annotation of a GenBank genome assembly.
AUGGCGCCGCCGCUGUCACGUCUCCUCGUGAUAUUCCUACUAGCGCUUCUCUUCUCCGCCGGCGCCGGGGCAGACAGAAGCACCGACGGUGGCCACCACCAGAGCCAAACGACGCGCCACGCCCGCAUCUUCAGCUUCGGCGACUCGCUGACCGACACGGGGAACUUGCUGUGCAUCCUGGGCGAGGGGACGCUGAUCAGCCGGCCACCGUACGGCGAGACCUUCUUCGGCCGCCCCAGCGGCCGCGUGUCGGACGGCCGGAUCAUGAUCGACUUUUUCGCUGAGGCGCUGGGGGUACCUGAGCCAACACCGUACCUCGCCGGGAAGACGGCGGCGGACUUCCGGCGCGGGGUGAACUUCGCGGUGAGUAGAGGGACGGCAGUGGACGCCGCGUUCUUCGAGGGCAGAGGGCUCAAGAUGUUCGUGCGAGUCUCUCUUCGGAACCAGGCCAGGUGGUUCAAGAAUGUUUUGCAGCGUCUUGGCUCGGUUCGUGAGCGGAGGAACAUGACGGCGACCUCCCUGUUCAUAGUCGGGGAGAUCGGGAUCAACGACUACCUCAUCGGCGGCCUCUACGGAAACCGCACCCUGAGCGAGCUGAAGACCGUCUUCCUGCCGCAGAUCAUCCGCGCCAUACGUUCCACUGUGACCGUGAGUCGUCGUCGUUAG